This is a messenger RNA of Castor canadensis (American beaver), 813 nucleotides long. RefSeq names its product hydroxysteroid 17-beta dehydrogenase 14 (gene Hsd17b14). Gene Ontology annotation, molecular function: estradiol 17-beta-dehydrogenase [NAD(P)+] activity. Gene Ontology annotation, cellular component: cytosol. Gene Ontology annotation, biological process: steroid catabolic process. The record is from RefSeq and is a predicted model, not a curated record. Lineage: Eukaryota; Metazoa; Chordata; Mammalia; Rodentia; Castoridae.
AUGGCUGCCAGAACGUGUUAUUUGGGGAAGGUGGUGGUUGUGACUGGGGGUGCGCGCGGCAUUGGAGCUGGGAUCGUCAGAGCCUUUUUGGAGAGCGGGGCCCACGUGGUAUUCUGUGACAAGGAUGAGGCAGGGGGCCAGGCCCUGGUUCAGGAGCUCCCAGGAGCUGUCUUCAUCCCCUGUGACGUGACUCAGGAAGAAGACGUGGAGACCUUGAUUUCUGAGACUGUCCGUCGAUUUGGCCACUUGGAUUGCGUGGUCAACAAUGCCGGUUACCACCCACCCCCACAGUGGCCAGAGGAGACUUCCGCCCACGGCUUCAGGCAGCUGCUGGAGGUGAACCUGCUGGGCACUUACACCCUGACCAAGCUCGCCCUCCCUCACCUGCGGAAGAGCCAGGGGAAUGUCAUCAACAUCUCCAGCCUGGUCGGGGCCAUUGGCCAGUCCCAGGCUCUUCCCUAUGUGGCCUCCAAGGGGGCCGUAACAGCUAUGACCAAAGCCUUGGCCUUGGAUGAGAGCCAAUAUGGUGUCCGAGUCAACUGCAUCUCUCCAGGAAACAUCUGGACCCCACUGUGGGAGGAGGUGGCAGCUUCAAUGCCAGACCCCAAGGCCACAAUCCGAGAGGGCACCUUGGCCCAGCCCCUGGGCCGCAUGGGCCAGCCAGCUGAGGUGGGGGCUGCAGCUGUGUUCCUGGCCUCUGAAGCCACCUUCUGCACAGGCACGGAACUCCUGUUAACCGGUGGUGCCGAGCUGGGGUAUGGGAGAAAGGCCAGUCGAGGCACUGCUGUGGACAUCCCCACUCUCCCCUCCUGA